Bacidia gigantensis is the source of this 1353-nucleotide messenger RNA. RefSeq lists its product as uncharacterized. NCBI's taxonomy places the organism in Eukaryota, Fungi, Ascomycota, Lecanoromycetes, Lecanorales, Ramalinaceae. The transcript has 3 exons. Bases 1 to 1353 code for a protein of 450 amino acids. The record is from RefSeq and is a predicted model, not a curated record.
AUGCCAUUCGCAAACCUCUGGAUCGGACCACCGGAUCCCAAUUACCUGGCCACGGCCUGCCUGACAGGCUGUCAAUGCGCAGACAUCGAGCCCGACACCCCGGGAAUGGCGGUACCACCGCGUCCGGGCCAGCAAAAUGCAGUACCAAUUGCGCAAGUAAUCGAUAUGGACCAAGCUGCGCCGUUGGCGGAGAGGAUUCAUAGCUGCUCGGACUGGUAUGGGAGCCCGCAGUGGGGGCAUUGUGCGAAUGUGAUGGGGAUAAUGGAUCAGGAGUUUGCGGCCGCGGGGGUGGAUGUGGUUCAGAGCCGGCAAUUUGUUGGAGAGGCUGUACAAAGUCCAUCCAAUGGGGCGACGAUUUUGCCAAAGACGUACUCGUUUGAGAGCUGCUUCGUGACGUUCUACUUCGAUAGUCCGCAGCAGUCUGCAAAUCAGCCUUGGGAAAGGCUGCAGGUCGAUUUUCUCGACAUUGUCGAUGAUUGCGUGCGGACACAGGGGAAAGGGGGAUUAGCCCCGGCUUCGCCAGGCCAUCCCAUAAACGUCGUCGUCUACGGCGCGGUAUCCAAUGAGAAAAGAUUCCGCGACCAGAACACCUACUCAAAGAUCGACACCGGCGGCAACGCCAUUUGCGGCACUCUCAACUCGACUACAUCGUCCACAGACAGUGUGCAGAACUCGUAUUCAUCAGAUGGACAGACCAGCGUGGGCAGUAAUUGCUAUACCCAGAAAGACUGCCAGAGCCAAGUAGAUUCCGUCUGUGCAUACAACGGCGACGUGGACAUGCCGAUCGAUAGCUCGUGGGGGAAAUUCACUUGCACGAAUGUGGCGCACGCGGGCUUUGCUGUAGCAGCGGCGCUCUCAUGGAGUAAUUGCUACACGGGACGGUGUCUCUUGGAAGCCGAUGGUACGUUGUUUAUUUCGCAGGCGACGGGCAAUGCGACGGAGGUGGCAGUGAAUGGCACGUCUCCGACAUUGGAUCGCUACCUGGAGCUCCAUCAGGACUCGCAGAUCUGGAAGACGGUGAAUGAGUCGAUAAGUGCAUCUGGCAAUGCAACCGGAUCGAAUGGUGCAAACAGUGCUGGGAGUACGUCGCAGAACGCGAGCAUUCCAGCGCCUUUGAGUGCUGAUCCGUUCCUCUGUGCAUGUAAUUGUACUUAUUUCUCGAGAUCUUGCUGUCUUGCGCCCAUUGUCUUCGAAGAUGCCUCGCCGCAGGGCAAGAAUAGCAGUUUUAAUCAGAUUCUCAAAGGACCGGAGGGGCAAUGCUGCGAUCGUGACACGGGGCUUUUACAGGAUCUUUCUUCUUCGAAGUACGAGAACACAGCGGAUAAGGAUGGUGCUUGCAUAGAGUCUGCUUGA